CUUGCCAAGGGAACUGCGCGCCGGUCCCUGCUUAAAAAUCAAUAUAGUCGCUCUGAGGACCUCCGUGUUGCAGUGAGGCCAAGAAUAAUCUAUAAGAGCGCCCGGUAACCACAAGACCUAAGCCCCCAGUGAAGGAUUGAACGCCGGAACUUGGAAAUUGAAUACCAUCUUGAGCGUUUGCGGUUAUUUGAGGUGUUUGGGGGACAGAAGAAGUGUUGGAAUUUCGUGUUUUUAGUUUGUUUUCCUGAGUUCUUCCGUCGCUGAAGUUUGUUUGAACGCGUUUAGAACUGGUCUGGGAAUUGCUCAUUUUGGGUUCUGCGGCCGCUCUCGCCUCCGUCUCCUCCCCGUUCUGAAACUUAGCAAGAGAGAGAGAGAGAGAGAGAGGGAGAGGGAGAAAGAGAGGAAGAGAGAAAGAGCGUUCCCAUGAGAAGUGAUGUACAGAAAAGUGGAUGAAAAGUGCUGUUGACAAGAAUUGGUGGAGGAAAAAGUGCAGGAAAAGUAUAUGAAAAGUGGAUUAAAGUGAGUGAGUGGAGAUGAAGGAUGCUGCUAUUGCUACCACUGUUACUACCACUACCACCACUACUACUACUACUACUACUGGUACUGCUACAAGCGAACCAGUGACCGAUUAAUCCAGUUUUCAUCAAGUGACUGUGAUAUCUACCUGGGAUUCUUACUUUCACUUUCUCACUUGAUUAGACCCUUACCUGUCCUUACCUGAGCCUUACCUUUACCUCCAAACCUCCUCCAAUCUCUCCUCUUUCUCUCCAUACCUCCAGAAUCUCUCUCCUCCCUCUUCAUUCCCUCCAAAUACGACUUUUCUUUUUACUUUUUUCUCAACCUGAUCAUCUUACCUUCAAUUUCGCAGCUGAUUAGAUUCUUACCUGUCCUUACCUGAGCUUCCUCCUUACCUCCACCCCUUCUCCAAUCCCUCCUCUUUCCCUCCAUACCUCCAGAACCCCUCUCGCCCCUCUCCAUUUCUCUCCAUUCCCUCGAUUUCCAACUUUUUUUUCUCUCCAGCGACUGUGAUUUCAACUUAACCGUCAAAUCAAAACUCUCCCAUUUUUACCUUAAUUUACCAUAACCUGUCCUUAUCUUAACCUUCCCCUUACCUCCACACCUCCUCCAAUCCCUCCUCUAUCUCUCCAUACCUCCAGAACACCUCUCCUCCCUCUCCAUCCUCCCUUUCUUUAGACUUUUUUUUCCCCUCCUUCUCCGCGCUCCCUACGGCUCAACGCUUCCCCGCACCAUGGCCAAAGCAACACAGGCCUUCAGCAUCGCCGCCCUCCUUCUCCUACCAGGAAUCGUCUUCUCCACCUCCUCCCUAAGCGGACCCUCCUCUUCCUCUUCCUCUUAUACGUCCUCCUCCUCCUCCUCCUCCUCCUCAGUACUACAAUACGGAGGAGGAGGAGUUGACAGCGGAGGAGGAGGCGGCGGCGGCGGCGGAGGAGGAGGAAGAGAAGAAGAAUUACCUCAAGAACCACUAAAACAAGAGCAACAAGAUAUGCCAUACACGGACGUGGGGAUGGAAGAAGAUGAUGAAGAGGAGAUGAAGAGGAAGAAGGAGGAGGAAGAGGAGGACCUGUGGGCUUCGAUGAGUCUGACGGGCGUGGGUGGGGUCGACGCGCCCCCCCAGAAUAAUACGGAGGUGUUGGCCCAGGUGGGAGGGGGGGCAACCUUCACCUGUCACACCCACCACAUCAGCGACGAGAUGGUAACUUGGCUCAAAAGGGACGAUGAUCAGCUUCUAACGGUCGGGUCUCAGGUGUACGCCGCUGAGAACCGCUUCACCGCAACCCACUCCCACCACAACAAGGCGUGGGAGCUCUGGGUGAAAGACGUGCAGCUCUCCGACGCGGGGCAGUACGAGUGUCAGCUGACCACCCACCCGCCCGUCACCUUCCAUUUCACCCUCAAAGUCACGCAGGCCGAGGCGGUGGUCAGCGGCCCGUCGGAGGUUCACAUCGAGGAGGGGUCCAAGCUGGCUCUCGAGUGUCACGUUCGAUUCGCCGCCUCCCCGCCCGUCUACAUCUUCUGGUACCACAAUUCCACAAUGGUCAACUACGCCAGGCAGGACUCUCUGGAGGUCCAGCAUCACAACUAUACGAGCAACCUUGUAGUGUCCCGCGUGAGGCCCACAGACGCCGGGACUUACACGUGCGAGCCCCACCUGGCCACCCCCGCCAAUGUGACAGUGCACGUGUUCACAGGUAAGACGCCGGCGGCAAUGCAACACGGCAGAAACCAGGUGGAUGGGGGGGCUGCAACCCUCACACCUGGCGCCCUCACUCACCUGCUCCCCGCUCUGCUCCUGCUCCUCCUACUGUCGAGAGCGGCGCUGACUCCCACACACCUGACUGCAUCGAUUAUUAAACUCUAGUGAUCUAUUUGGAUGUUUGUUUGUGAGGGGAAGAGAGAGAGCGUGUGGGUGGGGAUGAGAGACUGAGGGGAAAUGAAAGCGAGGGUGUGUGUGUGUGUGUGUGUGUGUGUGUGUGUGUGUGUGUGUGUGUGUGUGUGUGUGUGUGUGUGUGUGUGUGUGUGUGUGUGUGAGUGUUUAGGUGUAUGUGUGUUUCUUUGUGUGUGUUUUCUAGCAGGUAAGGUUCUCCCCCCCCGUUUGUUUUGUUUGUUUUCUUGUUUUUUUUUAUUUGAUUACUGUGUUUUUCUUUCUUUUAUGUCUAGUUAAUUUCAUAUCAAUUCUUUUUCAAUAAUUUUUGAGGCUUAUUCAUCUUUUUUCAGGAUAUUUUUCUAUAAUUUUUGUCUAUUUCCAGUAUUUUUUUCUCAUUUCCAUCCAUUAUUUUACUUUUCCCUUAAUUUUAUUCUUGCAAUGUUGUUUUUUUUCGUUUAUUUUCAGGCUACUUGUUCCUGUUUUCGUAUG
Messenger RNA from Eriocheir sinensis (Chinese mitten crab), 2875 nucleotides. RefSeq names its product hemicentin-2-like. The transcript is spliced from 8 exons. Gene Ontology annotation, cellular component: neuron projection membrane. NCBI's taxonomy places the organism in Eukaryota, Metazoa, Arthropoda, Malacostraca, Decapoda, Varunidae. The record is from RefSeq and is a predicted model, not a curated record. Gene Ontology annotation, biological process: synapse organization. Bases 1250 to 2380 code for a protein of 376 amino acids.